This is a messenger RNA of Polyodon spathula (Mississippi paddlefish), 3395 nucleotides long. RefSeq names its product far upstream element (FUSE) binding protein 3 (gene fubp3). The record is from RefSeq and is a predicted model, not a curated record. Gene Ontology annotation, biological process: regulation of DNA-templated transcription. Gene Ontology annotation, cellular component: nucleus; cytoplasm. Lineage: Eukaryota; Metazoa; Chordata; Actinopteri; Acipenseriformes; Polyodontidae. The transcript is spliced from 20 exons. Gene Ontology annotation, molecular function: mRNA binding. Bases 57 to 1850 code for a protein of 597 amino acids.
UUUUUUUUUUUUUUUUUUUUUUUUUGUUGUUGUUGUUGCCGAGCGCUGUUGCAGGGAUGAUGAUGAUGGCGGAGCUGGUGCAGGGACAGGCCGCGGUGGCUCAGCCUGGAAUGAAAGGCGAUGGCUUUGCCGACGCGUUGCACCGGGCCCGGCAGAUUGCUGCUAAGAUGGGCGGAGACCCUAUGCCCCACAUGAAUAACUCCUCGCUGGUUGUAGACCCUUCUAUCUACGGCUACGGGGGGCAGAAGCGGUCCCUGGAGGAAGGAGUGGGUAACCAGCUCGGAGCAAUGGUACAUCAAAGGGCUAUUAUGACAGAAGACUACAAAGUGCCUGAUAAAAUGGUUGGAUUUAUUAUCGGCAGAGGAGGCGAGCAGAUCACAAGAAUUCAGCUUGAAUCCGGCUGCAAGAUUCAGAUUUCGUCAGAUAGCUGUGGCAUGAUGGAGAGGCCAUGUACGUUGACUGGUACUCCAGAAAGCAUUGAGCAGGCGAAGAGGCUGCUGGGCCAGAUCGUGGACCGGUGUCGGAAUGGACCCGGGUUCCACAGCGAGAUGGAUGGUAAUAGUGCCAUUCAGGAGAUCCUGAUCCCUGCCAGCAAGGUGGGGCUGGUCAUCGGCAAGGGAGGGGAGACCAUAAAACAGCUGCAGGAGAGAACAGGUGUGAAAAUGAUCAUGAUCCAGGAUGGGCCCAUGCCAACAGGUGCUGAUAAGCCUCUUCGAAUCACCGGAGACCCCUACAAAGUGCAGCAAGCCCGAGAGCUGGUGAUGGAAAUGAUCCGGGAAAAGGACCAGGGAGACUUCCGUGGCGGCAGAAGUGACUUCGGAUCAAGGCUGGGUGGAAGUAGCUUGGAUGUGGCAGUCCCGAGGUUCGCUGUGGGAAUCGUUAUCGGCAGAAACGGAGAAAUGAUUAAAAAGAUCCAGAAUGAUGCCGGAGUGAGGAUCCAGUUCAAACCAGAUGACGGGAUUAGUCCAGAGAGAAUUGCUCAGGUGAUGGGUCAGCCCGAUAGGUGUCAGCAUGCUGUGCAUCUCAUCAAUGAGCUUGUCCACACUGCGCAGGCGGGGCUGGAACCUGUGACCGUCUGGCUCAGAGGCGACAACGUCAUCAGACAGGUGUACAGACAGGAGCGGGAUGGAUUUGGAGGCCCUGCUGGCCCCAGGGGCAGGGGCAGGGGCCGUGGCGAGUGGAAUCUGGCGUCGCCAGGCGGGCUACAGGAAGUAACAUACACGAUACCUGCUGAUAAGUGUGGCCUGGUCAUUGGGAAAGGUGGGGAGACGAUCAAGAACAUUAACCAGCAGGCAGGUGCCCACGUUGAGCUCCAGAGAAACCCGCCUCCCAACACAGACCCCAAUGUCCGGAUCUUCUCCAUCAGGGGCACCCCGCAACAGAUCGACCUCGCCCGGCAGCUGAUCGACGAGAAAAUCGGGGGUUCGGGUCUCGGAGGCAGCAGCUUUGGUUUAAACCCUUUCACCCAAGGACCUGCUGCUACCCACCAAAAUGGACCGCAGACAUUCAUGGCAGGAGGAUGGGGGACCACAUAUCCAACGUGGCAGCAACAGAGUCAGCAGGAUCCUAGUCACAAUGGACCCCAGACUGGCCAGGUGGACUAUUCCAACGCCUGGGAGGAGUAUUACAAAAAGCUAGGUCAGCAAAGCCAGGCUCAAAGCACAGGCCCAGACUACAGCAAGGCAUGGGAAGAUUACUACAAGAAGCAGAGUCAGGCUGUGGGUCCUGCCUCCCAGCAGAGUUCUCCACCUGAUUAUAGUGCAGCCUGGGCAGAGUAUUAUAGACAGCAAGGGACCUACUAUGGGCAAGGCAAUCAGCCGACACAGGCCCCCGGCCUCCAGGAACAUUAGGCACAAGUCCCUUUUAUUGAAGAUUUUGGAAUCAUUGCAGAGAGGAAGAAAAAAAAAAACCUUUUCUAACAGAGGUUUCUAGAUUUGCAACGCCUUGAUUUGAAGACUUUUUUUUUUCCUUAGUGAGAAACACUAGCUGUAGAAUGACUUAUAUGAUUAAAAAAAAAAAAAAAAAAAAAUUGCAGAAUUUCUAAAUCAGGAACAUUUAAUUGUUACUAAAAGUUGUGGACACAGUUAUAUUUGAAUGGACAAAUUCCGGGAUCUCUUUUGGGCUUAGAAAACUUGUUUUGUGUUCUUUUUUUUUUUUUUUUUUUUUUUUUUUUUUAAGAGAAACUCCAAAAUAUACGCCCGGGAGUUGUAACAUUUCAGCAAAACGCAAUAUAAUCUAUUUUUUCUAGUUCUGUUGCAAUAAAGAAACGUUAUUUAGGCUUGGCAGUCUUGAGUAAAAUUUGCUGAAUAUUUUUUUUUGACAAAUGUUUUAAAAAUGUGUACAUUUGUGUAGGUUGUUUUUUUUUACUUAACAUUUUAAUGUUUUUUUUUUUUUUGAGAUGAAGCUGUGAUGUUUUGUUCAUGAAGAGUUGUUGAUUAGUUAUGGGAAGCCAUGAUUGGUGAUCGCCCAGCGAUUUCUGAAAUUUAAUUCCUGUCGUGCUAUAUAUUUUUCAUUGUGAUGUUUGUAUUCCUGGUUAAGAAGAAAAGGUGCAAUAUCUAAUUUCAGUUUGAAACGGAAGGAAGGAUUCUCCCUUUUUUUUUAUUUGGACAAACUGGUAGUUCUACAUUUAUGAGGUGAUUUUUUUUUUUGGUGAUAAAUAAGCAAGAUUUAUGGAUUUUUAUUAUAUUGAUCAAGUGAAGUUUAACAAAAACAACAAAACAAUUAAUGUCUUGUAUUAAGUGCUGGCUUUUGAUAUCUUAAACCUAUGUGUGUGUAUACAAGUGCUUGAAAUACAUUGUUAUUUUUAAAAUGCAGAGGAUGCUUUUCUCGAUUGGUUUACCCUCUUGCACCUGCCCGCCCAGCCUCCUCGCCUGUUUCUUUUCAGUUCUCUGUGGGGUAGAGAGGGAGAGGGGGGGAGAGAGAGAGAGAGAGAGAGAGAGAGUUCAGCUUUGAAAUUUGAUGUUGCAUCCUUUUUGAAGGGACAAAAACAAAUCAGGUUGUCAAUUUGUUUGUUCUGUACAUUUAAUACUCAAGACUGCGAAGCCUCGUUUGGAUCCUACCUGUGUAAUAAUAAUUAACAGUUUUUAUAUUAAGUAUUAAGAGACUGUUGUUGGUUUAUCCUAUCCCCUCCCCUCCUCCUUCAGUACACACUGUGGACAGUCCUAAUGCUAAUAACUUUUUAAUUCAUUGUUAUUACUGUUUUUCUUACAGCUGUGUGUGAUUCUAAUAUGUCUGAUUUUGAAUUAGUUUGAAGUGAGUUUAGGUAUUAACUGCAUUGUGGUAAGAUUUAAGUUGCUUAAUGAAAAGGGAUAUUAUAAUUUCAGAAUGUUUUGUUUUUAGUGGGUUAUUUUUUCUCGUGUGUACAGUUAACCAUGUAUUAAAAACCCAAAAGUGAA